AUGUAUAAUAAUCUACCAUUUUGUCCAACACAUAGCUAUUAAAUCCUAAAUUUACUAGAAUUAAGGAAAGAAGAUGCAAGAUUAAUUUGUGGCAGUUGUCUUCUAAAUCUAAUUAAAACAAAAUAAUAAUUUGAUGCUAAUAAAAUUGUAGAUCUUGUUUAAGUUAAACUAUCAUUGUUAUUUAGAUAAAUGAUCAUCCAGAAAAAGCCUUUUAAUUUACAGAUAUUAAAGAUAAAACAAAUUUAGUUAAAUUCUUAAACGAUUAAAAAGAACAAAUGGAAGUAAUAAAAUAAGAAAUUGAUAACUUAUUAAUUUAAUUAGAAUAGUGGCUAUCAGAAUUAUUGUAAGAAUAGAAAACUAAUUGUUAUAAGGUAUUUAAAUAUAAUAAGAUAAGAUAAUCAAAUUAGAUGAAUUUAAAUCAAACUUUUAAUUACUUGUAAAUCAAGAUAAUAGUUUUAAGAUUGAGAUCAUCUAAUAAAUUUAAAAUAAAUUUUACAAUUAUUUUUAAUCUAUAAAGGUUAUGAAUUAAGUGGCUAAAUAAGAAGAUUUACAAAAUUUAGAACUACUAAAUGAUAAGGUAUCUAAAAAGUAUUUUAUGUGUUUAUUCUAGAGUUUGUAAAAGUGAGAAAUUUGAAGAUAUAUUUAAAUUAAUAAAUAAGGUGGAACUAGAUUAUGUUUAAUUUUUAAAUCCUUUUUGGAUGUUAUUAAUGAAUACUAUUGAAAACAAUGUUAAAAGGCAAGUAAUAUAAAAAAAACCAAUAUAUCGAAGCUUAGAAAAUGAAUUAACAUUUGAAGCAAUUAGGAAGGUGAUAAUUGGAAAGGAAAAUUUACUUUGGUUUUUUAAAUCUUCUAAUAAUACUGAAUUUGGUGUAUUUACUCCAUAUAAUUGGUAUGAAGGUGGGUAUUCUGGAACUACUGAAAACAAUCCUUCUUUUUUAUUUUCGAAGAAUUAAAAUUAAAUUUAUCCAAUUAUAUAAAAUAUGGGAAAGUAUACAUAAUAUUUUAAUCAUCAACAUAUAUUAUUUGGAGGUGCGGAUAGUGGUGAUUAAGAUUUAAGAAUAAAUCCUGAUUUUAAAUCAGGAUAUUCUAGAUUAGGAGUUGGAUAUAAAGCCCCUGCAGGUGUUGACACUUCAAAAUAUUCAACACAUCUAUUAGGUGCUAUGGAACCAAAUGUUGUUGAAUGUGAGAUUUAUUAAAUAAUUUAUGAAUGAG
This is a messenger RNA of Paramecium primaurelia, 1212 nucleotides long. The record is from the annotation of a GenBank genome assembly. Lineage: Eukaryota; Ciliophora; Oligohymenophorea; Peniculida; Parameciidae.